Messenger RNA from Rhododendron vialii, 3048 nucleotides. Its product is annotated as transcriptional corepressor LEUNIG_HOMOLOG. The record is from RefSeq and is a predicted model, not a curated record. The transcript has 19 exons. Gene Ontology annotation, molecular function: protein binding; transcription corepressor activity. Lineage: Eukaryota; Viridiplantae; Streptophyta; Magnoliopsida; Ericales; Ericaceae. The coding region runs from base 425 to 2785 and encodes 786 amino acids.
AGGGCAAUGAUUCCGAACCUCCUUUGACCCUCUCUCUCUCUCUCUCUGUUAAGUGCCUUCGCGGUGCCGAUAUCGCUCUCUCUCUCUCUCUCUCUCUCUCUCUCUCUCUCCUUCUGGUUGAAGCUCGGCCUUCUCUCCGUUUCAGUUCACUCUCAGAAUCGACAAUUUCGCUCGACGAAAUCCCGACCUUUCUCGAGUACCGUAUAAGAAUUCUAGCUUCUGGACUACUAUUGUUUUUACGCAUGAAUAUACCGCAUCGCGAUCGGCGUACGAAUUCUGAUAUCAGUUGGAAUUAGGUUUUGUAAUGUGGUGAUAUCUGUUCGGAUCGGCAAUGGUGGCUGGAUUUAUCGUACUGGACUUGACUGGAAGCAAGCGCAGCGAUUGAUUUCCGGUCUUGUGUCCUCGUUGUUGUUGGCAUCCAAUCAUGGCGGCGCAGAGUAAUUGGGAAGCUGAUAAGAUGCUCGACGUUUACAUUCAUGACUACUUGUUGAAAAGAAAAUUGCAUAAUUCUGCAAAAGCUUUCAUGACUGAAGGGAAAGUUGCCACAGAUCCAGUAGCUAUUGAUGCACCUGGGGGAUUUCUCUUUGAAUGGUGGUCUGUCUUUUGGGACAUCUUCAUUGCAAGAACGAAUGAGAAACAUUCUGAAGCAGCAGCAGCUUAUAUAGAGACUCAACAAAUGAAAGCAAGAGAGCACCAGCAACAACUACAAAUGCAGCAGCAGUUGCAACUCAUGCAACAGCGUAAUGUUCAGUUGCAGCGAAGAGACCCUAACCAUCCUGCCCUUGGUGGUCCUAUCAAUGGUAUGAACUCUGAAGGAAUGAUAGGCCAGCCAUCAGCCAGUGUACUUGCAAUGAAGAUGUACGAAGAAAGAAUGAAACACCCCCAUUCGAUGGAUUCAGAGAAUUCUCCAGGUCUUAUGGAUGCCAAUAGGAUGGCCCUACUUAAGUCAGCAACGAAUCAUCAAGGUCAGUUAGCCCAAGGCAACUCUGGGAGCAUGUCCGCGGCUUUGCAGCAAAUGCAGGGACGACCUCAAAUGACCACUGACAUCAAACAAGAAGUUAAUAUGGGUGCAUCUCAGAAAUCUAUGCCAAUGGAUCCUUCGUCAGUUUACGGACAAGCAAUUUUACAAUCAAAAUCUGGACUGGGUGGUGCAGGAUUAAAUCAAGGUGUCUCUGGUCUUCCAUUGAAGGGUUGGCCUCUUACCGGAAUUGACCAGUUACGACCGAGUUUAGGUUUACAAGUGCAAAAGCCAAAUCUACAGACCCAAAACCAGUUUCUUUUAACAUCACAACAGCAACAGGUCUUAGCACAAGCUCAGGCGCAAGGAAACCUUGGGAAUUCACCGAACUUUGGGCUUUGCGGCUUACCAAGGGGUAGCUUGAAUUCUAAAGAUGGUCAACCUACAAGGAAUGAUGGAUCUAUAUGCUCACCAGCACAAUCAAAUCCACCAAAGAUGAAGAUGACCCAGAUGCAGCAGUCAUCCUCUCAACAGCAGGAUCAGUUGCAGCAGCAGCAGCAGCAGCAGCAGCAGCAGCAGCAACUGCAACAGAAUAACCGGAAAAGGAAGCAACACUCUUCUUCUGGACCUGCCAAUAGCACGGGUACAGGAAAUACAGUGGGCCCUUCUCCAAACUCACCAGCAUCUACUCACACACCUGGUGAUGGAUUAACGUCGGCAAGUAGCUUGCAGCAUGUCAACAGCGUGCCAAAAAGCUUGAUGAUGUAUGGUGCGGAUGGAACAGGAGGUAUUACGUCCUCUACAAAUCAGCUGGAUGACAUGGAACAUUUUGGAGACGUUGGUUCUUUGGAUGAUAACGUGGAAUCAUUUUUGUCGAAUGAUGGAGAUGGAAGAGAUCUGUAUGGAACCUUAAAACAGAGUCUUACUGAGCACAAAACAGAGCCUAAUAAGGGUUUUUCCUUUGGGGAAGUUAGUAGUAUAAGGACAAGAAAUAAAGUUACCUGCUGUCAUUUUUCUUCAGAUGGGAAGUUGCUAGCUAGUGCUGGACAUGACAAGAAGGCUAUUCUCUGGAACAUGGAUACCCUGCAAACAGAGAGCACUCCAGAAGAUCACCAAUGUCUAAUUACAGAUGUUCGUUUCAGACCAAAUUCAACUCAGCUGGCAACAGCGUCAUUUGACAAGUCUGUGCGAUUGUGGGAUGCUGCUAAUCCAAGUUACUGUUUGCAUGCAUAUACGGGGCACCCUUCACAUGUUAUGUCUCUAGAUUUCCAUCCCAAGAAGAACGAUCUUUUCUGUUUCUGUGACAGUACAAAUGAAAUAUGCUAUUUUAAUAUCAGUCCAUUCACCUGCACUCGUGUUUCUAAGCAAGGAGGCAGUGCUCAGGUGAGAUUUCAACCGAUAAAUGGACAUCUACUUGCAGCAGCAUCGGAUAAGGUGGUGUCUAUCUUUGAUGUCGAAACUGACAGACAAACUCAUGCAUUCCAGGGGCACUCCGGAGUGGUCAACUACCUCUGCUGGGAUCUUAGUGGAGACUAUUUGGCAUCUGUCAGCGAGGAAUCUGUCAAAGUUUGGUCAUUAGGCUCAGGGGAGUGCAUUCAUGAGCUUAGUUCCAAUGGCAACCAGUUCCAUUCUUGUGUUUUUCAUCCAAGUUAUUCAGCCCUAUUGGUGAUCGGCGGAUUGCGGUCUUUGGAGCUGUGGAACAUGGCUGAGAAUAAGAGCAUGACCGUUCCAGCGCACGAGAACAUUAUAGCUGCUUUGGCCCAAUCACCUGUCACCGGCAUGGUUGCUUCCGCAAGUCAUGACAGCUCCAUUAAGUUAUGGAAGUGAAAUAAUUCUACACUGUUGGUGGCAAUACACCAAUUUUAAUGGGAGCUGCUGGUGCUACUUCCACCAAAAAAAUCUGGCAGAGGACAUGCAUGAUAUUAGUACUUGGUCGUAAGUGUUCUUUUUCAUUCUAGGAAAUUAUUAGUGUAUCUAUUAUUAGUUUAUGACAGAUCGAUUUUAGUGCUGUGAUUUAUUGAAGCUGGUUAGAAUCUGGAAACGAAGCAGAUUGUUUGGUUGAAAGAGAAGGAAAGAGUGCAUAUUCUUAA